This is a messenger RNA of Haemonchus placei, 4389 nucleotides long. The record is from the annotation of a GenBank genome assembly. NCBI's taxonomy places the organism in Eukaryota, Metazoa, Nematoda, Chromadorea, Rhabditida, Trichostrongylidae.
AUGGGCGAUUUAAGCGACAUGAACGAUUCCGCGUGUGCAAUUGCUGCGGCUGUCACCCUUCCAGGAGAGGAUUUAAAGGAAUUUCGUUGGACAGAGCCACGCGGUAUUGUGUUGCGAUGUCGACACAACGAGUAUGAACGAAAACACCUGUUGAAAUUGGGUUCCUUCAAACUGGGUAAAAGUGUUGUGCCACUCGAUGAUAGAUUCGACUCAGAGGAGGAUAAACAAAUUUUCCUAAAGACGCCCAUUGUAGCAGAUUUGAACUUUAUCUACGGCAAACCUUUCCCCAGUCCAGUGAAAAAGUCCAAAAAGCGCCCAUGUGCACAACAGGAUGUUAUGGCAAUAUCAUCCUUUCGCGCAACCCCAGAGGCUAAGAAACUUCUUGGUACUACUCCUGAUUACGAUAGCUAUCAUACUGCCGAUGUGAUUCGUAAAGUGGUUCGAUACGCUUAUAAUCGCUGUGCCAAUAUCAUACUUUCUAAUCUGUUCCCCGACAUUGCUGAGAAUCUAAAGCUACAUCCUAUCUAUUGGUCAGCUCGUAGUUUGGUAGGAUCUAGAGAAAAUUUCGACGUUUUCUUUGGAAUGCUUCGUGAUGGCCGACGAAGUCCUCCUUCAUACAAGUUGAAUCUGCAAGAGCUGAAUAGUAGGUUGCUACCAUUCCAAAGAGAUGCUGUUAAUUUUAUGAUAGACAGGGAACUUCAUCCCAAUUGCCAAAUUGGAAGGUUGAUGAGCUUCGUUAAACUGCCUAUUGAUCUCACUUCACUUUACUAUUUUCCUUAUCUUGGUCUAUUUGUUAGAGACUUGCAUUUGAGCCCAUGCGCUCAGGACAUCAGAGGAGGGAUUCUUGCUGAUGAGAUGGGUCUCGGGAAAACUGUCGAGUUAUUGUCUUUAAUUCUUUCUCACACUCCGGAGAAUACUCCUCAGCCUUACGCUCACCCUAACGGAACGAUGGAAGGAACGAGCUCAGCGUAUUGUGACGGCUCUAUUGAUUAUGAAGUCCGUGCAUGCAUUGAAUACAUAGUUUCAACAAUAGUUGCAGCUGAGGAGACAGAGGACUUGGGCCCUCCUAAGAAACGUUUCUGCGAUGGUAGCGCUGUGAAAGCGCGUUCGACUGUGGCCGGAUGCUCUAAAAGUCAAAGCUCGCGUGUGCAGGGAGUGCACUGGUCAUCAAAGCUCGAUGCCCUGCCUAUACGUUUUGUUUGCCCAGUCUGUAUAGCAGAUAGAGGGAUGACUUUCGAAAUCUCUACGACACUCAUAGUCGUUCCAGAAGCUUUACUCCACCAAUGGUUCGAAGAAAUUCGUCGUCAUUGCAAAAAGGAUGUUGUUGUUGAUGUUUACUAUGGUGUUGGCGUGGAAGGUUACAAGCAUCCAGCAUAUUUGAACUCUUGCGAUAUUGUGUUGUGUACCUACGAGACCUUUCAGAAAGAGAUCUACUACAAUCCUUCUUCACUAAGGUCUUGGAAAACACAAUUUUCAACCACAGGAAGAACUCAAAAUUUCCCUAGUCCUUUAUUGGCAGUGAAUUUUUGGCGUAUAUGCUUAGAUGAGUCCCAACUAGUAGCCAGCAAGGUGAAAGCGGCUGCAAAAAUGUGCUCCCUGUUAAAAUCUCGAUAUCGCUGGUGUGUCACAGGAACGCCGAUGUCGAACUCGGUCAACGACCUCUAUGGCUUGAUGCACUUUCUAUGCGCAUUCCCGUACAGCGUCGAUGCGAUUUGGGCGCAUUACUUUUUCUAUCCGUGGAUCACCAAGUCGAACAGUUCUUUGUUGGUUACCUUAAUGAGCCAAAUCAUGUGGAGAAAUACGAAGAAGGAUGUAGAGAGCCAGCUCGAAAAUGUAAGCCGCAAAAACAACCUUGUGGAAUUAUCAUUCUCCCCAAUCGAGGAGCGCCUUUAUUUUGCGAGGAUUGAGGAGUCUAGGGUGAAAAUGUGUCAGAUUCUGUAUUGUCUCUGCUCCGAUUACCCACGGAAUACUCAAUUAUCCAAACUUCCAUCAGACUUAGUGAAUGCGAUAUUUUCUGUGAUUAACGACGUCAGAGCAUCAAUAUUAGCAGGAGAAUCCCAUAAGCAGAAAAAAGAUCUCAAUUGUAUAUCGGAUUUCCGGAUAUUCUCUCCGAAGUUGAUUAUCCGGAAGCUGUUUGAUGACGCAAAGUUGCUUGUAGUCCAACGGCAUCGCGAUCUUGUUCUGAAUCGGAAUGCUUUGGCCGGGCUUUACUUAUUGGUGGAAGAUCAUUUUGGUGCAUUCUCAUGGUACGAAAAGUCGAUUAAAGUUCACUAUGAUCAGUUGGAAUUGAAUCAGCAGUUUGGGUUGGGAAAACUGGAAGACUCACUGAUUUUGUCUGAUACCAAAGUGGAAGCGGUGGUCGAUGACGGUGAAGAAGAAGACAGGGAGUUAACCGAUGAAGACGAAGAAGAGAGGGAGUUAACCGAUGAAGACGAAGAAGACAAGGAGUUAACCGAUAAAGACGAAGAAGAUAAGGAGUUUACCGAUGAAGACGUUGCAAAGCCAAUCAAACCGCUGAGUAUAGAUGCACUGCAAAUUCUUCACAUCGCGAGUAACAUGAAAGAAUUGUGCAAUGGCGUGAUGGAAGCGAAAAAGUAUUACGAAGUAAAUGGAAUUGAAGACCUCGCACGUGAACGUCAUCGCCACUAUGUACGAGCGGAAGUAGCUGCUUGCGUUCAAGCCGCGAAAAAAUAUCACCAUUUGAAAAAAUCGUGGAACAAUCGGGACUGGAGUUUCAACUACUUACGAAUGUCGUAUGUCAUCAUGCUGGAUGACCUUUUUGACACACUUGACUUCGAUGAGUUCAAAGAGAUGAUACCCAUGAAGAAUCUGGGUCCUCUGAAGAAACCGGUCACGAAGGCCAACCCUUUCGACUAUUUGCUUGUGCUUGAUGAGGAGUUGAAGGACCUUCGACGUUCAUAUCAUGCGUAUUGCAAGAGUGUUGACUCACUCAUAGUGCCAUUUAAUCUACAGCGGAUUGAUGACGAUGGGGAAAUAUCGUUGGAUUCCCUGGUUCCACCACUAUUACAUGAAGAUCGAUUCAAGAAGUUGAUUUUCUGCAAACAUGCUCCUCAACCUCAUUUCUCGUAUCUCGGCAUAGGUGACGGCUUGAUUGUGCCAGAUGGAUACUUUCCAGAGCCGGACAAGGAAAAAUGUUGCGUUUGUGACAUUAUAGAAUGCGAGAAGGCUCACCAAAAACUACCAAUCAACAGUAAAUUCAUGUAUAAGGACAAAUUCUCAUAUGAGAUACUUCUGAUGCGGAUGUAUCGGGUAAGUCAGCUGCCUGCGAGGGAUGCAGUACGAACAUUCCACAUGCAUCUUCUCGAGUGGCUUGAACUAGGCGAGAAGAUGGUGUCCGCAGGACGCGAGCUGAUGACAGCUGUGCAGGAAUGGGUCAAUCGAGAGCGAGAGAUAAUCAGUUCAUGUUCACGUUUCGAAUUCGGGAUGAAGGUCUCCUUUCCAUUUGCGUCACGUCCUGUCGUUCUCUCUCGUGAUAACCUUGAUGCAAGUUUCCAUCAUUUUGCUUUGAAUAUGGCUAUAACUAAUUUCACUGAAGCUGAGAAGCAGUCUGUCGAAUCAGUGUCUGGAGCCUUGAGUUCUCUCCGUUAUCUCAACACUUUGUUACAGGAAUCACAAAGUGGUGUGGUUAUACGCGAUUGUCCAUGCUGUUACGUGCCGUUGGAUGGUGUAUGGGUGGUAUUUCCAUGUGCUCAUACAGUUUGUUCGACGUGUUUUAGGAAACUUAAAUUAGUUGUGUCUUCAUCUGAAGAUAAGCAUUUGCGCUGUGUAACGUGCAGACGACCGUGCCCUAUUGAUGGGACAAUGUAUGUAGUGAACAAGAAAGAUGACCUGAUUCCAAAUAUUCGGCUCACAGUAAAGUUUGAACACAUCAUUCGACUGCUGAAGAAAUUGAUCACGGAAGAUCCCAGCAAUAAGGUACUGGUAUUCACCUCGAUCGCCAUUGUGAUACCACCGUUUGCGGCGCUUUUGAAGUUGCUGAAACUUCCUUUCGCAGUGCUCGAUAGAGGAUCGAGAUCGAAGAUUCUGCAUCGUUUCCGACAUGAUGACAGUCUGAAGAUUCUUCUAAUGCCACUUCGUAUGGGGGCUAAUGGAUUGAACUUGACGGAAGCCAAUCAUGUCGUUUUCAUGGAGCCCAUAACGGAAACAUCCGUGCUUUCUCAGGCUAUUGGUCGCAUUGAUCGUAUCGGACAAUGGCGUGCUGUUACAGUGCACAAUUUUGUUGUGAGAGGGUCCAUUGAAGAAGAAAUUUACAAAAUCGUUAACAAUGGCGAAGAGCAAAGUCGUUGGACUCUGGCUACGUUGUGCCAAGUGUUUGAAAUUCCGCCGCUACCGUUUGCGGAGGAACGCGCAGAAACAGACGAGCCGUAG